Molecule: messenger RNA, 5488 nt
Organism: Brienomyrus brachyistius
Lineage: Eukaryota; Metazoa; Chordata; Actinopteri; Osteoglossiformes; Mormyridae
Gene: il20rb
Product: cytokine receptor family member B16
Exons: 13
Coding region: 2697-3755 (352 amino acids)
Molecular function (GO): interleukin-20 binding
Source: RefSeq, a predicted model, not a curated record
CUUCAGGUUUUCAUAUUUGUCCAGUUCCUUCAACCAAGACAAAUGAGGAGCUCAGUUGCGGCAAAGACCAACAUGCACAGCUGGGCCCUGGGCAUCCCUGGUAUAAUAUACGAGAUAAACCAUGGAGUCCAUGGAAUGGUAACACAUGCUAGUUUAUUGUAACUACUAAACUGUUGAGAAUAUACACUAAUCCAGCAGUACUCACCCUGUGAAAGGCUCAAAUGUUCAUCCUGCCCAAGAACUUAAGCCUUUGAUUAAUUUGAUUCUAACUGAACCAAUUUAUCUUCCUUUGUUAUGACUGGAAAAUCAUUCAGUUGAUGGAUGGGUAUGUAAGUCCAGUAGAACCGUACAGCUGCUCAACACAUGCUAUGGAUAUUACUGCAGAGCCCAAUAUGGCUGAUGAGUUACUAAGUGUGAUAGUCGGAUAUUGCCGCUAAAAAUAAACUUGGAUUAAAAUGUCUCCGAUAAGCUGUCUCUGAAGCUACUUUCUUUCCAAGUGUUUUAUGUGCUUCUCCAUAUGAGAGCCUUACCAAAUACUGAUCAAGUUCUGCUUUAUACCCGCAACAGCCAUAUGCUGAUAUAAUGAAGCUUCUGAUCAGUGUUUGAUGCUGAUUUCUGGAUCUUUCUGAGCUGUGAGCAAAGCGAUCGUAUCGGCUGGGUAGUUCACCUGGCAGGGAGAGCAUGGACUGAAAGUCUCUGCAGUUACUGACGCCGCUGCUGUCCUCGGCGCACGAGUGCCACAGGUUCUCGUACUGGCGGUUGGACACGAUGACGCUGCCGGAGUAAGUGGACACCUUCCAGUAAUCGUUAGCCAGAGCGACGCCUGUCAGCAGCCAACUAGCCGCACCUAGCAUGAAACCUGUUACUUCUAGCCCGGUCGACAUGGUCACUUCUGAAAAGCAGAAUCCACGCGCAAAGAGGUGGAAGGCUGACUGUGUGUCGGUCCCCUUGCAGAUGAGGACGGAGGGAGCGGCUCACACCUGCCCUACCUUUCUGUGAGAGUCUCAUCGCAGAUGCCACCAUACACAUUCUGCUGGACAAGGAAGACACAUCCAGGUGGAAGAGCAGAGAAUCUAAGCCAAGCUAUGAGGAGAAACUACAUGGUCAGAGGUGGAAAGUUCAGUUUCAGAAAAUAAAAAUUCCCACCAAGACUUUGUUCCAGCCAACCAGUUGGAACCCCAUCCUGGAUUGUUUCCUGCCUAUAGACACCAGGGGAGGCUCUGGACCCCCUACAACCCUGACUAAGACACGUAGGCUCACUGUGACUGCUAAGCAGUGUGGAAGAUUCAUGGAAGUGUAAAUGAAGUCCAAGAGGAAGACAAGCUUAAGCAUAUAACCAAACACAAUGGUGGUGAAGACUUCCUGUCUUGGCUAGUUUCAGUACUCUGAUUCUUGUCCCCUGCUUACAUAUGGAUAAUAACAGUCUGUUUACAUAAAGAAUGUGUAUUCAUUCACUCUGGUGAGAAAGUUCUAGAGGAAUAUGAGGAGAAAUAUGAUGAGUUAGCCACAGAAACGUGGACAGAUACAAAGGAACACGAUGUAUUCAUCACAGAGGAACAGGAAGAAUUAAUCACAGAGGAAGAUAAUAAAGUCACAGUACAGCACAAUGAAUUCAUCACAGGGGAACAUGGGACAGCUGUCCCGAAGAAUGACCUUUUUCACAGGAGAUGUAUUUUGUAUACACCGAACAGCCGUAACACUAAGACUGCUGACAGGCAAAGUGAAUAACAUUGAUUAAUCUUGUUACAAUUGCCAUUAUAUAUUAGGCAAGUGAACAGUCAGUACUUGAAGUUGAUAGUUGGAAGCAGGAAAAAUGGGCAAGUGUAAGGAUCUGAGCGACUUUGCCAAGGGCCAAACUGUGAUGGCUAGACAACAGGGUCAGAGCAUCUCCGAAACAGCAGGUCUUGUGGGGUGUCCCGGUACGCAGUGGUUAGGACCUAGCAAAAGCAGGAUGCACUAUGAGAAGAACGCAAGCCGGUGGAUGCAGUUUGAUGUUUUUGGCAAUGGUCUGCUGGGAAACCUUGUGUCCUGGUAUUCAUUUGGAUGUUACUUUCACAUAUACCACCUACCUAGGCUUUGUUGCAUACUGAGUACACCCUUUCAUGGCAACAGUAUUCCCCAAUUGCAGCGGCCUUUUUCAGCAAGAAAAUGCACCCUGCCACACUGCAAAAAUUGUUCAGGAAUGGUUUGAGGAUCAUGAAAAGUUCAAGGUGUUGACUUGGCCUCCAAAUUCCAAAUAGAUGUCCAAUCUAUGGAAGCCCCACCUUGCAACCUGCAGGACUUAAAGGAUCUGCUGCUAAUGUCUUGGUGUCAGACACUAUAGGUAACAUUCAGAGGUCUUGUGGAGUCCAUGCCUCGAUGGGUCAGAGCUGUUCUGGUGUCGAGAGGGGGACCUACACAAUAGUAAGCAAGUGCCUUUAAUGUUACGGCUGUUUUUGUAGAUGCCAAUAUAAUUAUUGUUUGUUGUUAUUGAAAUUACACUUUAAAUAUUUGGUUAAUGAUUCUGUUAUUUCUUGGCUGUAUUGGAUAAGUUGUAAUAGAACAGACUGAUGGGUAAGUUCUUUUAAAUUUUUAAUUCUACAUACAUCUGAAUUUUUCUGUUUAAUGGUAAAAUAACCAGUGUAAAAAUGUCAGUAAACAUCUCUUGACAUAAAUAAGAAAAACAGGUUAAUUGAAGGCAACCUGACCUGAAAAAGAUGAAACAUGAAAUUGGGAUCAGCAACAAGAGCUGCAGAAGCAGGCAGAGGAUACGCAGCAACGAAGAAGAGGGACUGCAGGAGAGGACGAGUGUCCGAGAAAGAGAAAUCAGAGGGCGCACAGGUGUCAGGAAGGUGAUGCAACGGACCAGGUGCUGCCUGGCGCUGCUGACAAGCAGCUGUUUCAUAGUACAGGUCCUAGGUGCCGAACUGCUCUCCCAUCCGCGGGAUGUGUUUAUGGAAUCAGUCAACAUGAGGCACGUGCUCAGGUGGAGCCCCCCUGUGGCCGCAUGCAGCACUGUCAGAUACUCGGUGCAGUUCCAGGGGGAGUUUGAGCUCCACAUCUUGAAUGGAAGUUGGGAGAAUUCUCAGACUUGUUGGCUGACCAUCCUUAAUGAGUGUGACCUGACUGCUGACCUCGCCUCCGACUCGGACUACAACCUCCGUGUGCAGGCCCAGUGCGGCGGGGCUGGUUCCCGCUGGACCACUCUCCCUAGGCCUUUCAACAGGGAACAGACGAGGCUCACCGUCCCCAUCAUCGGCGUACGGGUGUCCGGGACGUCCGCGCGGGUCGACCUGCCAGACCUGCCCUCCACCCUGGAGCUGCUCCUCACAUACUGGAGAAAUGACCAGAAGAUUAAGGUGUCCAGGCUAAAGGUCCCACAGAAGUGGCGUCCCUAUCACCUGAGCGGCUUGCAGGAGGGAGCCACCUACUGCUUAUUUGCCCAGGUCUACUUUCCUAGCACCAACAGAAGCACCAGCUCAGAAGAUCAAUGUUUCCAUGUGCCAGACUCCUCACUCUGCUUGCUGGGGCCAGUCACCGUGUUUUUCGCCUUGGUGCUGCUUGUGGUCCUGGUCCCUGUCCUGCUGUGGACUGCGAGACGCUUCUUCUUCACCCUCUCCCACAACUGCUGGCAUCAGGAGCCGCUGCCAGCUGCCCUAAUCGAUGAUGUUGAGGAUGAAAGGAUCUACUUGGUAAAACUGGACCACGGUGAAGAGCAUCACGCCAUCCUGGUGUUAGAGCCCAGCCACACGGGCAUGCAGAUGCCAUCCAUAUGAUCAGCAACCCACUGAAAGUGAAACCUGCCAAUAGGAAGAGCCAGCCUCACUCUAAGCAACCAUCUUGCAUAGUUGUCUAUCUCUAGGAGAAAAAAAAAUCCACCAUUUCUCACCACCACGGAACGUCUAGCAUCAAAACAACUAGCAAGUGGAUAACUGCUGGUCCAAAGCCCUGAAGGUCACCCGUAUGAGUGUGACAGGACUCACCGCCCCCAGAGAAGGUCCCAGCCGGCCCGUGGCAGUCUUGCUGACAUAACUAACAAACGUGGAGAUGGCACCUAGGGUUAGGGACAUAGGUGUCAGCUGUAGUGGUCCAGGCCAUCAUGUGUGAUGGUGGGACUCGCACGCCUGCAGCUACCUGCAGACAUGUAGACAGCCAUGAACUGCUCCCGGCCGAGCAGGGACACGAUGCUGGAGGAGAAGCUCCACAAGACGUACAUGUUGGCCGCCAUGUGGAAGAAGGAGUAAUGGCUGAAUGUGGAGAGUAUCAUGGGAGAGCACAGGGUCCCUGUGGGACGGCAGACACAGACAGUUAGCACACAGGCCGAGAACUUAAGAACGUAAGAAAUUUACAAACGAGAGGAUCAUCAAGCACGGAAGAUGAUGGAUGGAUGGAUUAAAGGAACCCAGAGUUUUAGCUUGCGCUAUACUAGCAGGAAGACUAUUCCAUACUCUAACUACACGCUGUGUAAACAAGUGCUUCCUCAAAUUCAUUUUAAAAUGUUCUCCCUCUAAUUUCCACUUAUGGCCACGAGUUCUAGUAUUUAAACUAAUACUGAAAUAGCCAUUUGGCUGAACAGCAUCCAGACCUGUUAGAAUCUUAUAUACCUAGAUCAUGUCCCCCCCUUAGUCUCCUUUGCUUGAGGCUAUACAGACUCAGCUCAGCUAACCUCUCCUCAUAAGGCUCUAGGGGGCGCCAGCGAGGAUGCACGGCUGCUUACGAGAAGCCGGGUUGGAUGUGAAGUACUUCACCAUGCUGCGCUGUAGAGAAGGAAUCCUCCAACAGCAGAACACCAGCGCGUUGGCAGCAAUGAUACCUGGAAGAGGGGACAGGGUGAUGAACGACGAUACGCCCACGGCCCCCUGCCCCAGGCGUGUCGGGAGACUGACCUGUCACCGUUCUCUGCCCUUCACUCAGACUGCUCCACCACUGAUUCACCUGAAAUUCAGCAAGCAGCUCAUGGUUUUGCAUGUCCACUGGGUGGCACCCUCUCUACAGAAAGUGACCUUUCACCUUACGACCAGAACACCAGUUUUCACCACUCCGACGAUUCGGACAAGAGUUUCAUCCUCUGGCUCCUCCAUCUCUUCGGUGCCCAUUAAUUAAUUACUGUCCCCACUUUGUAUCGUUAAGGAGGUUUAAAGUAGUUAAUGAAACACAAGCGCUGAGUAAUAGAGCCAGUUUUCUACCUGCUUGCGGAAGUCUCCCUGCUUCUGCGGACGCAGUUUCUCCAUCCAGUCGGCUCGGACUUCAUCGAAGUAGGUCUGCACGCGCGACUUCAGGGACUCGUACUGCCAGAUGGCGGCUGCGCCGAAGGAGCAGCCUGUAAACUGAUAUGGAGUCAGUGACCCCUGCUGCUCACGAAUCUCAGCGUAGGAGCCGGCAGGUAAGCACACUGACUGGAGGAAAGUGUCAAAACUGCUCUGAAAAGCUUCAGGUCCAACUUAUCAUUUCUCUGUCAAGCAAUGUCACAUUACAUUUUUUUUUAUCAAUAAAUAUUUUUUUAACUUUA